Molecule: messenger RNA, 651 nt
Organism: Fusarium coffeatum
Lineage: Eukaryota; Fungi; Ascomycota; Sordariomycetes; Hypocreales; Nectriaceae
Exons: 1
Coding region: 1-651 (216 amino acids)
Source: RefSeq, a predicted model, not a curated record
AUGGGUUGGCUAUGGUCUUCGACGCCUUCCAAGGAGGAUAAAACAGCGACGCCAGUCGAGAAAACACCUUCUACCAAAUCAACUACCUCGACUUCAGUCUCAGAUCCAACACACUCAUCAAACUCCAACUCCAACCAGAAUACCGACCCCGAAAUUCAGAAAUUCUUCGAGCUCUUCGAAGCCGAAAAGAACAAACCAACACCUACACAAGACGAACAACAACAGUCUUCCUCUUCCUCCUCCUCUCCAUUAUCAUGGCUCGCCCUUAAAAAGUCCCCCCGCUCAACCGCCCCUACACCUUCCAACAUCCCACCCCGCGACGCUCUCUCCGAAGCCCUCCUGCCCACCGACAUGUCCUGCCGUCAAGCCUUCGACCAAGCAUGGGGAUGCAACUCCAUGGGCGGCCAAUUCACAGCGGUAUACCGUUACGGAGAGAUGCGCUCGUGCAGCGAGCAUUGGGAUGACUUUUGGUUCUGUAUGCGUGCGAAGGGAUAUUCUGCUGAGCAGCGAGAGAGGGCUGUGAAGGAGCACUAUCGCGCGAAGGAGUUUACAAAGUAUGGACCAGGAAAACCGAGUAGUGAGGAUGUGUGGGAGAGUAGAGGGGAGAAGGUGCAGGUGGGGACAUUUUUUACUCAGUCGAUUGAUGAUUAA